Rosa rugosa (rugosa rose) is the source of this 1152-nucleotide messenger RNA. RefSeq names its product cytidine deaminase 1-like. Gene Ontology annotation, cellular component: cytosol. The record is from RefSeq and is a predicted model, not a curated record. The coding region runs from base 109 to 978 and encodes 289 amino acids. The transcript has a single exon. Gene Ontology annotation, molecular function: zinc ion binding; cytidine deaminase activity. Lineage: Eukaryota; Viridiplantae; Streptophyta; Magnoliopsida; Rosales; Rosaceae.
CCCUUCGCUCUUCCUCCUCAUCUCUCGGAUCCUCACUCUGAUCCCAAUAACACCAAUCCCCCACUCCCAAAACCCGGGUUGACCCGAAACACCAACCUCUCCUCGAAAAUGGACCGACCCAGAUUCGUAAUCGAAGCCUCGAAGGCGGAGUCAACGGCCAAGCAGAACGGCCUCACCGUCGUCCAGCUCCUCCCGUCCUUCGUCGAGUCCGCCAAGGCCCUCGCCCGGGUCCCCAUCUCCAAAUUCCCCGUCGGAGCCGUCGGGUACGGGUCCUCGGGUCGGGUCUUCUACGGGGUCAACCUCGAGUUCCCGGGCCUCCCCCUCCACUACUCCGUCCACGCCGAGCAGUUCCUCGUCACCAAUCUCUCGAUCCAGUCGGAGCCCCGCCUCGAAUACGUCGCCGUCUCCGCCGCCCCCUGCGGCCAUUGCCGACAAUUCUUUCAGGAAAUCCGCCGCGCCCAGGACAUCAAGAUCCUCAUCACCUCCGCCGAGGCCGGAGACGACACGUCGUGCGGCCAAUUCAGCCCCCUCCGCCACCUCCUCCCCCACCGGUUCGGCCCCGAAGACCUCCUCGACGAGGACGUGCCUUUAGUCCUCGAGAAGCACAACAAUGGCCUAUCUUUUAGCAGCAACAAAUCGCCAACUUUUAGCGACGAUUUGAUGAACCACGCGCUCGAGGCGGCGAAUAGGUCCCACGCGCCGUACAGCCUGUGCCCGUCUGGGGUGGCGAUUCUGGACGGUAAGGGGAAGAUUUACAAAGGGUGGUAUGUGGAAUCGGCGGCGUAUAAUCCGAGCAUGGGUCCGGUCCAGGCGGCUCUGGUGGAUUACAUUGUCGGCGGCGGCGGCGGGUAUGAGGAAAUAGUGGCGGCGGUUCUGGUGGAAAAGGAGGGUGCUUUGGUGAAGCAGGAGCAGGCUGCUAGGUUGCUGUUGCAGACCAUUUCUCCUAAGGUCGAAUUUCGGGUUUUGCAUUGCAAGUGAUGAGAAAUGUAGUGUGUUUCGAUUCGAUUGUGGUUAUUGAGAAAACACCAAUGCAUGAAUGAAUGGAAUGGAAGAUGAUUUGUAGCUGUAUGCUAUGAGUUUAAUCAGAUUAAUGUGUAUGAUAUAAGAAAAGAAGCAUGCUUUGGCUGCAUUGUGCCAUGCAAUUUGAUCCUC